AUGACUUGUGAAAUAGAUGAUCAUUAUCCAGUUCAUUUGAACUUAACGUCUGUCAAAAUUAAAAUGAAUGAAUUAAUAUCAAGUAGAAAAACAAAUUCAAAAUUAUUUCAGUUUAUCUUAGAAAAAACUGAACGUUAUUGGUAUAAACAAUUUCAACAAAUGACAAAUAUCACAUGGUCAGCGAUCAAACUAUAUGAAAAUAUUCUUGUAGCAUUACAAGAAAGAUGGACGGCAUUCUUCACAUCUAAAAAAUAUAAACCAUCAUUACCACAAUAG
Didymodactylos carnosus is the source of this 276-nucleotide messenger RNA. The record is from the annotation of a GenBank genome assembly. NCBI's taxonomy places the organism in Eukaryota, Metazoa, Rotifera, Eurotatoria, Philodinida, Philodinidae.